UGUCUGUCUCUAAAGAAAAGUAAACGUAUGAGAAGCGAAAACAUGACACUAUGUCAGAAAUAUGAUAGUAUUUUGCAGCCACUGAAAUGGUCUGAAGUUGGUUUAAUAGCUAGCAAUUUCCUGUCAAAUUCAGUGUUCCAUCAUGGCGCGAAUAUUGUGGUACCCCAGCCAGUUAAAUGAAACGAGUCCUCUUCUGCUCAAAAAAAUACAUUAAAAGCUUGGCCAUGUAGACUUGUCUUGAAGUACUAUACCAAUAGUUUUAAGUUGUAGUUAUUAGUCGUAUGUACGGGAUACACAUAGUAUAACGUUACAUAAUGUCCAACGAAAUGCUUGCAGGUGUCUUCUCGACAAUGCAAUACAAAAUAACAAAGAUAAGUAUACGGCAUAAAGUAAAAUGCUCAGUAGAAUAUAAUAUUUUUUAGCAUCAGUAUUGCACAGGAAAGCACAAUUUAUAGUCCGAUAUUUACACGUAUUUUGGGGAAGGGGAUUUGUGAGGAAGUGUUUUAAAUUGUGCAGUAUUUAGCGAGCAAUCAUACGAGUCUGGUAGUAGCAGUUGUGACGUGUGUGUGUGUAUGUAGCAUGAUUGUAUAGGUGGGUAUGUGGCUAAUGGUUAAACCACAAUGUCCAUAUUUUUUUUACAGCACAGUACUCCCCAACCCUUCCAUCUGGCGUUGAUGUCUUCCCCCCUGCCCUCGUUUAGACUGAAUACUGGGGCUCAGAUGCCCCUCCUGGGACUAGGAACAUACAGGCUGCAAGGUAAGCAAAUGCACCUGAGUGUUGACGCUGCACUCGGGGAAGGGUAUCGUGCCUUUGACACUGCUGCGGUGUACGGCAAUGAAGCAGACUUGGGCCACGCCCUGUUGGACCUGAUGCCCAAACACAACCUGACCAGAGCAGACAUCUUUCUCAUCAGUAAGCUGUCCCCAGCGGACAUGGGCUCGAAGGCCAGAGAGGGCUGUGCUCGUAGCCUGGAGAGGCUGGGGCUAGGGGGAUACAUUGACUUGUACCUCAUCCACUGGCCUGGAACUGAGGGUCUGGAACCAGAAGAUGAGAGGAAUGCACAGCAUCGAGCCCACAGCUGGACUGUCAUGGAGGAGCUCCAUACCAAUGGUAUGCUCAGAGCAAUUGGGGUCUCAAACUAUUCUCCUAGGCACCUGAUAGAGCUGCUGGAGACCUGCAGGGUGCGCCCUGCCGUGCUGCAGGUGGAGUUCCAUCCUAGACUGGCACAGAAGGAGCUGAGGGUCAUUUGCAGGGACUCGGGAGUCUGCUUCCAGGCGUAUUCAUCCCUGGGGAAAGGUGCCCUGUUGUCGGAACCAGAAGUUGUUGCUAUGGCGGAGGGGCAUGGCAGAACUGCCUCCCAGGUGCUUUUGAGGUGGGCCAUUCAGCAGGGUGUGGCUGUGUUACCCAGGUCCACACGGCCCAAGAGGGUGAGAGAAAAUGGUCAGGUGUUUGACUUUGACCUGGAUGAAGGGGGAAUGGCGAGACUGUCUGACAUGGACAGUGGAAAAAGGUUCUGCAAAAGAGAUCCCACUAAUGUGGUCUAGAGGAGAGAGCCCCACAACAAUAUACUUGAUCAGUCAUAGAACAUUGUGUUAAAUGUAAUUCUGAACUACAAACGAACCUAUAAUGAAAUGUAACGUUUCAUUUACCAUAUUUAUGUUUAAGUCAUAGUUCCUUGAUUCUUGAACAAAUGUUAGGCCAAUCGGUUAGUUUAAAUAAAGACCUAUCCUAAUGCAUGUUAAAAUGCUUAAUAUGAAUUACUUCAACAAAGAUUUGCAAAAAACAAGUCACGUUUUAAUAAGCAAUGUUCAAACAUUUAAUCUGUUACAUAACAUAACAAAUAUUUACAAAUAGUUAUCGUUUUUUUAUGAAAAAAAUAAAUAUAAAAAUGUUAAACCACACAAAUUUUCAAGUAGAAUAUCAGUUUUAACUGAUGGCAGUGGAUGACUCCUACUAUUGUUUAUACAUCAGAUUGCCAUAUUUCUUGCUUAACAGUAUUCCCGAAUAUUUGCAUAUAAGGUGGUUGAGAAGGCUGCGUAUGGCCUGGAUUGUAAAUAUUUACAUACCAGUAUGCACACUAUACAAUUGAAAAAAUAUACUGAAUAAAUUAAAUACUAUUGCAAAUGAAAGAAGAUAAUGAAAUGUAAUGCAUCUAAGUUUAAGAACAAUACCAAAAUAAACUUAGUGUAUCAGUUAAGUAUGUAUGAAGAUAAUUGAACAUCUACUUUUACGUUUUUGGCAAUACCCUGACUUGAAAUAGGUGCCUGUCCAUCUAAGUCUACGUAAAUCUACUCAUUCUAUCGCACACUGGAGUUACAUGUGCCUAUGUCAAGUCAGAAUGCACUAAUGUUUUUGCAGAUAAAGGCAUUUAAUAGGCUAGCAUCUAUAAUAAAACGUUUUGUACAACA
Molecule: messenger RNA, 2408 nt
Organism: Salmo salar (Atlantic salmon)
Lineage: Eukaryota; Metazoa; Chordata; Actinopteri; Salmoniformes; Salmonidae
Product: aldo-keto reductase Mvan_2161
Source: RefSeq, a predicted model, not a curated record